UUCCUAACAUAGAUUCAGUGAUUCACAACGUUAUUUUUUGUUGCAAGCCAACAACCCCCAUGUCCUCCCCAACUCAUAAAACAUAACGAAAAUUCCUGUCUUUUUUUUCAGUCUCACAGAGACAUAGCACUGAAACACUUAAAGUUCUUACAAAAAAUGGCUUCUUCUCUCGCUUCUCCUCUCUUCCUUGCAAACCCUAUUUCCCAUUUUCGAAGAAGAGCUUUUGCAGUCUCAGCUUUAGCAGAGGAUGGUAGAAGUAGUAGUGCUAUUUCUUCUCAGCAAUCAACCAAGUUGGUCACUUUUUUGGGAAAAGGUGGAUCCGGCAAGACCACCUCAGCUGUAUUUGCCGCUCAGCAUUAUGCACUGGCAGGGCUUAGUACAUGCUUGGUGAUACAUUCACAAGACCCCACUGCUGAUUAUCUUUUAAACUGUAAGAUUGGAACUUCUCCUGUCAUAUGCAACAACAACCUUUCAGCUGUUAGGUUGGAAACCUCUAAACUGAUUCUUGAGCCUCUCAAUCGAGUAAAGCAAGCAGAUGCCCAUCUUAAUAUGACCCAAGGAGUUCUUGAAGGGAUUGUGGGAGAAGAGCUGGGAGUGCUUCCUGGAAUGGAUUCUAUUGCUUCAGCAUUCGCACUUGAGAGGCUUGUAGGAUUCUUAAGUAACGUGGACCAAAGAAACAACAAAAAAGAUAAAUUUGACAUAAUAAUAUAUGAUGGUAUCAGCAAUGAGGAGAUCUUACGGAUGAUAGGUGCAAGCAGUAAAGCAAGAUUGUACUUAAAAUAUCUCCGGAACUUGGGUGAAAAAACUGAUCUUGGGAGAGUGGCUGGUCCUUCACUCAUUAGACUUGUAGAUGAAGCCAUGAACAUACGUGGCAGCAGGUCCCUUCUGAAUGGGAAAAUGAGUGCAGAAAUAUGGGACACUUUGGAACAAAUGUUGGAGAGAGGAUCAUCUGCCUUCUUGCAACCACAUAAAUUUGGCUGCUUCCUGGUGAUGGACCCAAACAAUCCAAUCUCUAUCAAUUCUGCAUUACGUUAUUGGGGCUGUGCAAUCCAAGCUGGUGCACAGGUGUCUGGCGCAUUUGGUAUUGCUCCUCCACAUUUGGAUGAAGAGUCAGUGGAAAGAGUCAAGCAAAACAUUUUUCCCUUGCCUUUUGCUUUCAUCCCACAAGUCCAAGUGGAUUUCCCUCUCAACUGGAAUGAAAUCAUGCUCAACACAGUUGGUAAAGAUGCAAAGAAUCUUCUUUCUCUGCCAGCAAGCCACAACAGCAAUAUAUCGUCAGUAAAAUUUGAUCCAGCCAACAAGUCCAUAACCCUUUUCAUGCCUGGUUUUGACAAGUCCGAGAUCAAGCUAUACCAAUAUAGGGGAGGAUCUGAGUUACUGGUGGAAGCUGGGGACCAAAGACGUGUCAUUCAUCUGCCUUCAGAGAUUCAAGGAAAGGUGGGAGGUGCCAAGUUCAUGAAUAGAAGUCUUGUCCUCACAAUGCGGUAGUGUAAUUACAUUGAGAAGAUUUUUCCUUUUUCUCUACUGAUGUGUUUCUGUUUCUGAGAGAAUGUCCCUGCCAAAUGAUCAUAAUUUUUGGUUUAUUACUUUUGAGCAUUUGGCACUUGGAACAAUUGAUCAAUGUUUUGAUAUCAAUAAAUAUGCAUUUCACAUUGCAACCA
Quercus robur (English oak) is the source of this 1661-nucleotide messenger RNA. RefSeq lists its product as uncharacterized. The transcript is spliced from 7 exons. The record is from RefSeq and is a predicted model, not a curated record. Bases 157 to 1488 code for a protein of 443 amino acids. NCBI's taxonomy places the organism in Eukaryota, Viridiplantae, Streptophyta, Magnoliopsida, Fagales, Fagaceae.